Messenger RNA from Wasmannia auropunctata (little fire ant), 353 nucleotides. Its product is annotated as cytochrome P450 4C1-like. The record is from RefSeq and is a predicted model, not a curated record. Gene Ontology annotation, molecular function: oxidoreductase activity, acting on paired donors, with incorporation or reduction of molecular oxygen; iron ion binding; monooxygenase activity. The annotation marks the transcript as partial. The transcript has 2 exons. NCBI's taxonomy places the organism in Eukaryota, Metazoa, Arthropoda, Insecta, Hymenoptera, Formicidae.
AUAGGAUCGUGUCAGAAAGGAAGUUGAUACUGUUAUGCAAGAGAAUCAAGGGAAACUCACCAUGAAAUCGUUACAAAAUUUACCAUAUUUAGAGAGAUGUAUAAAAGAGUCAUUACGUCUGUAUCCCAGCGUUUAUUUUAUAUCACGAAUUAUUUCGGAAGACGUGAAAUUAAAAUCAUAUUUAUUACCUGCUUGGACAAAUGUACAUCUUCAUAUCUACGGAGUUCACAGAGAUCCCAAUUUUUGGCCAAAUCCAGAAGUAUUUGAUCCAGAUCGAUUUUUACCUGAGAAGAUCCAAAAUCGUCAUCCUUACUCGUAUUUACCAUUUAGCGCUGGACCACGUAACUGCAUCG